Molecule: messenger RNA, 575 nt
Organism: Polyodon spathula (Mississippi paddlefish)
Lineage: Eukaryota; Metazoa; Chordata; Actinopteri; Acipenseriformes; Polyodontidae
Product: parvalbumin beta-like
Exons: 5
Coding region: 117-443 (108 amino acids)
Cellular component (GO): nucleus; cytoplasm
Molecular function (GO): calcium ion binding
Source: RefSeq, a predicted model, not a curated record
GUUUAGCUGGCACGCUUCUACCCUAUAUAAGAGCGCCCGUGUAGGGGAUAGACACUUUACAGCAACAUCUUCGUGUUCAGUUUGCAUUCGAGCCAGGAACUACCAAGAGUUUGAAAAUGGCCUUCGCGGGACUCCUGAACGACGCUGAUAUCGCCGCAGCCAUCAAGGAAUGCCAAGCUCCUGAAUCUUUCGAUCACAAGGCAUUCUUUGCCAAGAUUGGACUGGCUAGGAAGUCCGCCGCAGAUGCGGUGAAAGUUUUCAAAAUCAUCGACCAGGACCAGAGCGGAUUCAUUGAGGAAGAAGAGUUGAAGCUGUUUCUGCAGAAUUUCGCUGCUGGCGCCAGAGCUUUGACUGAUAGAGAGACUGCUGUAUUCCUCGCAGCUGGUGACUACGACGGUGAUGGCAAAAUCGGAGUUGAUGAAUUCCAGUCCUUGGUGAAGUAAAGCCACAGCCAACAGGCAAUAGAAACUAUGUAUUAUGCAACACUGUACAUUUAAUGGCAUUUGUAAACGUCACCGUCUUGCUUUCCUCUUGUGAUAUCCUUUACAAUUGAAAAUUAAAAACAAUGAACUCGU